CGCAUGCGCGGGGCGGGGGCGGUGACGGUUGGGCUCCUCAGGGCCGGCGCCGGCGAGCGUCUGAGGCGGCGGGUGGGAGCCGUGAGGCGCGGGGAACGUGGAGUGGGGCGCGACCUGAUCCCAUUCCAUCCAUCCAUCCGCCAUGGGGACGCAGGGGGCCGGCAGGAAGCGGCUGCCGAAUCGGGAACGCCUGACGGCGGAGGACGACGCGCUCAACCAAAUCGCCCGUGAGGCUGAAGCAAGGCUGGCGGCAAAGCGAGCAGCGCGGGCAGAGGCACGGGAGAUCCGGAUGAAAGAACUUGAGCGGCAGCAGAAAGAGGCUUCGGAUGAAGAUGAGCGCAUGUCAGUGGGUAGCCGUGGAAGCCUGAGGGCUGGAUUAGAGAAUGAGAGGACCAAAUGGAAGAACUACUCCAAAGCAACCAAUGGUUACGAGGAAGACAUGUAUGGAUCGUCCCAGAGUAGAAAAUCUAGCAGGAUUGAGGAGCGGCCAGAAAAGGAUUUUGAGAAGGGAGCACGUACUGUCUCAAGUUUAUCAGCAGCUACCUUAGCUUCCUUGGGUGGGACUUCUUCACGAAGAGGCAGUGGGGAUACGUCCAUCUCCGCGGAUACGGAGGCCUCUAUUAGAGAAAUCAAGGACUCUCUAGCUGAAGUUGAAGAGAAAUAUAAAAAGGCUAUGGUGUCAAAUGCUCAACUAGACAACGAAAAAACAAAUUUCAUGUACCAAGUAGAUACCCUGAAGGAUGCGCUCUUAGAGUUAGAGGAACAGCUUGCAGAGUCCAGGAGGCAAUAUGAAGAAAAGAGUAAAGAAUUUGAGAGAGAGAAGCACGCUCAUAGCAUAUUGCAGUUUCAGUUUAAGGAAAUCAAAGAGGCUUUGAAGCAAAGAGAAGAAAUGCUUGCAAAACAUGGAAUAAUCCCAGACUCUGACGUAGCCACCAAUGGGGAGGCAUCAGAUGUUCUUGAUAAUGAAGGACACUUGGAUUCUUCCAAAACUGCUCAAGGCACAACGCAGGCGUUAAAGACAGCAGGGGAUGGGAUGCUAGGCAAAGCCAAUGAAGUGGACAUGAAAAAUGAGAUUUUGGAGGAUGUGGGGAAAAGAGAAAUCUUGCAGAAUUCUGAGCAUGAGGAACACAAAGAGGAGUCUGAGAAACAGGAAGUACAGACAUUGCAUGCUGAUGAAAAUACAAAGGCAGAAAAAAUGAUUGAAGAAACUGAUGCUUUGUCGACAGUGAUGUUACCAGAUAGUAGAUUUACAGAACAAAUUCAAAGCCUUACAGAACCUAUGUCAGGGAAUGCUUCUUCAAAUGAUGGUAGUGAUGCGCAUGACUUGAGAAAGGAGACAGAGUCAGCAGAUACAGCAGCCCAGCAGCCUGUUAGUGAGGAGGCUGAACACAGUAACUUAAAUCCAAGGACAACUGAGAACUCAGAAGUGGGCUCACUGCAAGGUCAGGAUUUUGAGAGUCCUCAGGAAAUGCGCAGUGACUUAGGUGCAAAGCAUGAACUGGUAAAAGCUGCUCCAGAACAGGAAGAAGGAGAGGAGGUGGAAACUAGCCAUGCACUGAGUGCUAAUGAGAUGGAGCAAGCAGCAGACAGUGCAGGUGACAGCUGUGGGAUGGUUUCUGGCCAGCCAGGGCUACCAGAGCCUGCGCUAGCAGUCUCACUUAAUGAAAAGGUAAAUGUGGAGGGCCGUGCUGAAACACUUCAAUGCUCAGAAGAAAGUGCUGAAAACAAAGUUACAGAGGUCUUGGAGAAAACCCUUGUUGAAAGCAAAGACUGCACUGAUGGAACAGCUGAUGAAACUGGAGGUGAUAGAGCUGAAGAACAAAACGAGGUUGGGACUGCAGUUCGGGGUCAGAAAAUGAAAAGAGAUUCCACGGGCUUAGAAGGGAAGGAGUCAUGUGAAAGUGGUGCCCCAUCAGAUACAAAUGAAGAGGGAGGAGAUCAGGCACACAUCCAGCCAGUUUCUUUAGAGGAUGGUGAUGUAGCGUUACUAGAGGAACAGAAUAUGGAAGAGCAAACAGAAUUUAAACCUGCUGAGAAAGAUCAACAGAAGGAAGUAUUGAUUGGAAACUUGGAGACGUGUUCAGAUUCUGCAGAAAAGCAGGAGAAAGCAUCUGGGGAGUCUGUGGGCUCUGUUAGCAAGGUAGAAGGAAGUGCACUGCAUCAGGUAGAGCCAGACACAGACUCUGUGAAAGAAAUGGCAUCUCGGGAAACCAGUUUAGACCUAAGUUUUUCAGAUGAUAAAACUGAGGAAACAGAAAUGCGAAUAGGAGAUGCCUCUGAGAAAGGAGAGGAAAAUAGAACAGGAUACUUAGAACAGAAUAGGACAGAUGACUUAGAACCAAAGGUAGAGCUUCAAACAGUUCAGUGCAUUAAAGAAACAGCAGGUGAUACAGUGGAAGAGAAGAGUAUUUCUUUAGGAGGUGAUGCACAGAAUAUAGUUAAACAAGAGGAAGGUGGAUCUGAAGAGGAGUCCAUUGUAUAUUAUAGUGUAACUAGUGAAAACCAAGUUGAUAAAGAAGCAUUUAAAGAAAAUAAAAAACAGUUAGAAUUUGCAGACCACCAACGUGAUGGAUUUACUUCUAAGGAAGAUGCAAAUUCUCUUGCACAGAAAGCUGAGCUGGAUGAAAAUGUUAGUGAGCAACUUAGACGAGAGGGCCAAGCAGAGGAAGAACUAGAAGAUGAUGGUGACGCAUUUGAUUUUGAUGAGGAUUCAGAACAAAUACUGGAAACUGAUGAAAAAUGCAGUGGAGAAGAAGUUGGUGCACAGAGUGAAGAGAAUGACAGAACAAACAGCGGGAUCAGAAACACUGCCCAAGCAGGUGGAGCUGGAGAAACAGCUGCCAAAAUAGAAACCAGUGACACAUUGACUGAAGGCGACAGCUUACAGCAUAAGAAGGGAGAUGAGCCUGAAGAAACAGGGCAUUCUCAAGAGGAAGCAUCAUCAUCGAAAACUGAUGAGAAGGCUGAUGUGAUGGCAGAUGAAAACAAAGCAUCAGAUUCUGAUGAAGUGGAAAAAGUAACAGAUGAAAAUGUUCUAGAACAGGAUUUGGAAAAUGCUGGCAGUAACAGGGCUGAAAGCAAAGAGGAUUUGCGAGGUGGUAGAAAGGGUAAGGGUAAAUCUAAAGAUGACUGUACAAUAUCCUAAGUUCUGAAUCUCAGACCAUACGAGUUACAGGCCAUUUGAUCAGGCUCAGCACAGAAGCAUGCACUUUGCACAAUACAUCAGCCCUUAGGAAUAUAGGAAUACUCUUAAGGUGUUUGUUCUUUUUUCCUUGCAGGUAGAUCUCAUAACACAGUUUGGUCAUGUAAGUGGUGAUAAUGCAAAUAUUAAAUUAUUCACUGAUGUACCUAGCCACAAAAAAUCAUUCGUAGGUUUGGUUUUGCUGUGUCUCAGGUUAAAUGUUUGUCACCAAACAAAGCAAGCUUCACAAAGGAACUGUUCAGACUUUUGCAGUUAAAGUACUUCUAGUUUUAGUAACUGCUACUGAGGAGCUUUUAUAUGAAAUUCCUACUUUCUAGCCUAGAAUAAAGAUAGAUUAUACGAAUGUACUUGUAUGUGCAAUAGAUCUACAGUAAGUAUGUUAACACUUUGUUAUGAAGGAACUCUGAAGAUCAGCAACACUUAGAUCUAAUGCUAAAAUUUGUUGCUGAAUGAUUCAAGCCUAGGAGCCCUUUUCCAUAGCAAAAAAAGAAGAAAAGAUACUCUCAUUCCACUUUUUGUAUGUAUGUUUCUUAAAUGGACCUAUUCCAAAAUAUUGACAGAUCACUGUGAAUCUGCUUAAGUCUAAACGCUUUGGAGGAACAAUACACAAUUUGAAGGAAAUGCAACUUAUAGGUUGCUGAAAGGAACAAAUAUGUACAUGUUUACUUCAGCUAGGCACUUUGCACCACAGUAGGCCUUUUACACCAUGUCUCACAUGGUUGUUUUAUUUUUUUUUCUUAAGAAAGUGUCAAUACACACUGUAACAUGCUUAGGUUUGCUAUCCAAUACUGUACCUAUGAAUACAUAAAUAUCUAUUUUUCCAAAAAGAUUUUUGUUUAAAAUUGCAUUCCUUACUGCAUUAUAUUUUAUUUUGCAAAAUAUUGUUAUGAAAGAAUGCUUUUCUUUGAAAAAGUCUUUCCUCCUCUUUUUCUGGAGAGAAGGUUAACUGUGGAUGUCUUAAUCCUUGUGGAUGUCAGACCAAAGACUGUUGUUCCAUAUACAAGCCCCCGUGCCUUUUUGAAAAGCUGGAUUACGUUGUAUUGCUGGCAUAAAUGAGACACUUCAACUCACUGAUAUAUUUUUUCUUGCAUUUUUAUAGUACUUGGGAGGAAGAUCAUGUUUUGCAUAAUUAAUAAUUAGUUUGAGGUUGUUUUAAGCAAAGGGAAUGCAACUUGAGGAGCUGUAGAAGGUUCUGUCUGUUGAUGUUACAAAGUUGAUGGAGUUCAAAUAGACUGCAAAAUUACAAGAUGUAUAUCAAAAUGUACUGAGCUGUAUAUAAUUAAAAUAAACAUAUUUUAUACUUCAAAUUGUCUGUCCAGAGCACUCUUUACAAACUUGUAUAAAUAUUUAUUUAAAUCUUCCUCACUUCAAAAACACUUUUUUCUACAGCUUUCUUUCUCAAUUUUAUUGCUUUGUGCUACGUAGAUGAUAGAGCUGUCCUGUUAGGAGCAGGCGGCCUUUGAGGACAUUUAAUAUUUGAUGAGACCCAUAGCUCUACAUUUGUGACAGGACUGUAAACGUGUAACUCUUUUCAUGUGGCUUCUCUCCAACUCAGAACAGCUUCACUAUGGUUUCUGUAAGUAUCGGCAGUUGUUCUUACUAAGGGUUUACACUAAAUUCUAAUCUAAGAAGUCAUAGAUUCUUAAAGCAUCACUUCUUACCAUAUAGCGUUGUUUAAAUAAGAUUUUUUCCUUGCCGCACUCAACUGUAAUGUAUGGUUUAAUGUUGAAAGUAUUCUAAAUGUAUGUAUAUUUGAAUGUUAAAUACAGUUAUAUAUUUAACUAAAUAUGCAUGCCAGACUUUGCCUAAACUUGUGGAUGGGUCUAUAAACAACUCUCAUUUAAAUUAGGCAUUUGCCAACAUUUCCUCUAUUUUUCAUGAGUUUGUUUCUAAUGGGAGUGCUUCUUGAUUGUUGAAGGUGAUCUUGGUAUUUCUAGCUCUUCAGUUUUUGUUUCAGUAUAUACAAGGGAGAAAGGGAGGACUCUUAGUUGUAAAUAAUCUUAAAAGGAACUGCUACAUGUUAUACUCAGAAUUUAAUGUUAAAUUAUAUUAAAUAUUAGCAUUUGAAUGAAAUGUGUACCAUUAAAGAGAGGAGAGUGUCUUGGGGGGAAAUAACUGUAAAAUGGAUGUUUUGUGAAGUUACAAAAAUGAAAACCAUUUUUGGCGUUUUCCCUGUCAUACCUAACGAAUACAAGAAUGGAUCUAUUUUGUCUUUCUUUGUUUUUCAAAGACAGCAAAAAAAAACAAAUUUGAUCUUUUUGUCUAAAGAAGUCUAAAAUGAAACCAAGAAAUCAUGAGAUAAAUGAGGAAUCUUAUUUGUUGCUGCAGUGAGCACUGGUCACCAUAUGUAAGACUUUAAUCUCUCAGAAUAAUGUCAAACACUUGCUGGGUUCUGUGUUUGAGACCUAGGGGCACACGCAGCCUUGGGUGCCAGGUGUCUGCAUUGCUGCCAAUUCAGAGCUAGCCUCAAAUGCUUUCAAAAGCUGUAGCUGAAGAAACUUUCAUAUUCAGUAAGUAAUAGUGAAAGGCCUUGGUCAACACUCCCUUUGAAAGAGUGAUCCUGCUGUUGCCCUCAAAAUCAGUGCUGUAAGCCAGUGCCUUCUAAGUCUCCUGCUUAGCCCCGUGCUUGCUCAUGAACUUCCUUCUUCAGGGGAAGAGCGGAAGGCAUUCUAUUUUAUUCUUAUUCUUUUUUUAAAUGAUCUGACAUAAAUUGGUGGCUCCAGAGAAGUAAUAUUGUCCAGCCUGCUGCUGGCUCCUUGCAAGCUGCUUGGAAUAGCUGCUUGAAACUGCUGGUGUGUUUUCACGGGGUGCAGCCUUCGCUGCUUGCCUUCCCACCUUCCAAGGACAGCUUACCCUUUUCAGUUGCACUGACAUUAAUUACUUGAUUGACCAUGCAAAUCAUUCAAGUUAUCAACAGCUGCCUCCCUCUGCAUGCUGUCCUCAAAGUAGGAAGAGGCACCAGGUUUCUGUGGGUGAUUAGGGAAUAUUAGGUCAGCUUUGUCACUGAAGCAGCACUGUGAGUCAGCUCCUUUACCAAAGCAAUGACAAUGGUCAUGUGGCUGAAAUGUGCCUGGACAAUAGCAGAAGAUACUGGUAACCACAGCUGCCAUCAUACCACCCAUCCUGUUCUCUUCUCAGGGAGAUUGACAUAGUGCCCCACCUGCUGUGACCAGCUCCUGGGUCAGUGAGCUGUUUAGCUCCUUUGUCUAUGUAAACCACCAUCUGAUGCACUGAGUAGGCUGGGAAUCAUUUUACCAAACUGAAAUCUCAGUGAGAUGAUUUUCUAAUGAUUCACUCUACUAUCCUUGUAUGUGAAAUAUGGAUAAUGACUGUUGUACAUGGGAAUUGGAAUUAGUGGUUUUGGGUACUAAUUCAGUAGGAUGCUGUUUUCUCCUUGUGGUUCUAGAAGUCCUCAGACCCUUGGAUUGUUGGAAAAAUGUCUCCUAAAAACAAAAUAAGGUGGCUUUAGAGAUAUCUAUUAAAGUACUGUUUCUGUUUUGGUGUCGGAUUUUAAGAUAAGUGAAACUGAAGACCUUCAUCUGUACGUGCAGAAAACUUUCCAACAUAAAUGGUAAUUUUAGCAAACUGUUAUUUUCUGUGGUCUUGUACAUCCUGCUGCCAGAAUGUCAUCUUUCCCAUUGUGGUGCAGAUGUUCAUAAUGAGGGGAGAGAGAAGCGAUGGUGAGGUCCAAUUUGAAGGUUCACCCCAAAAUGCUAACAACAUUGGCUUUGCAGGGAAAGGGGCCAGGGGAAGAUGAUGUCCUUCUUACUGGACACUGGAGAAAGCAUCCUUUCAUUAGGCAGGAAUAUUUCACCCCGCAGCAGUGGUUGUGCUUAACAAGUUAUUCAGCGCUGUGCAGGACCUUAGAUGCGGAGUUGAGCACACUCACUGGCUUGGUUCUGCGCAGUUGACUGCUUGCUGGCAAGGCGAACAACGAAACAGAACUGCAAUAAACAUGUUGAGCCUAAAUAAUACUGCAAUAAACAUGCUUGUCAAACGUAUGCAGUAAGACCUAUCUGAGGUCAGGACAUCCUCUUCUGAUAAGAAUAUUUGUAGCCAAUGUUUGGUGUACUUUUGUUGAGAUGACUGAACACACUAAGGCUGUUAAUUAAUGAGGUAAAGUGAUUUUAAUUAUCACAAAAAAUGUGAGUUAACAUCUGUUGCAUACAGUAUCUGCUAAAACAGUUUCACGUUUUGCAUUAAUAGGAAGGAAUCAACAAGUAAUUUGGUUCCUCACUUCUGUUUUCCAGGUGUCUCAUUCUGUAUUGUGUUCUUUAUUAAACAAUGCCACACACAUCUAUUUGCUGAUCUGUUCUACUUCCUAGUUCAAAUCUAACACAGCAAUGAGUCUAGAUUGCCCACUGCCUUCUUGAUGUUUGACUGGUGUAACUGAAGGGUUAAAGAGAAAAUAAUGCUUUACCAGGCUGUUGAGUUGGAAAUAAAAAUAAUUUCAUGGGCAAAUGUUUUACUUGUCGUAGUACUUAAGAUAAUGUAAUGUCAUUGUCAUGCUGUUUAGCUUUUCUUUUGAACUGAGGAUUUUCAGCGCUGAGAAUGUGCAUAGCUAUGAUUAUAGGUGUUUAUGGUGAUUUUAUUGUGCUAAACUGUAAAGAUUUGUGAGAUUUUGUGUUGCAGUUGCGUUUGACCCUAGAGUUCUUGCAUGCUAACCUAAUGUAGAAGAUUAGCCUCUUUGCAUGCAGCUGGGUGCCGUGACAAGCAUGCUCUUUGAGAAUGACAUAACCUCCCCUGGCUGCAGCCCCUUCCCAGUCCUGUUGUGGCCUCAUAGCCUGUGGUACGUGCAUAACUACCUUCAUCAUUAGUUUCACUAACCUUAACGGGCCCCUCUUGUAUCAGAUGCUCUGAAAUGUGUGGCUUACUUAAAUCAGCACUGAACUUUCAGUUUUCUCUUUCAGAAAGGCUGAAAAAACUCAUAAGUGAACGAGAGUCUUUACUAGACCAGGU
This is a messenger RNA of Numida meleagris (helmeted guineafowl), 8161 nucleotides long. RefSeq names its product LRR binding FLII interacting protein 1 (gene LRRFIP1). The record is from RefSeq and is a predicted model, not a curated record. Lineage: Eukaryota; Metazoa; Chordata; Aves; Galliformes; Numididae. Gene Ontology annotation, biological process: regulation of transcription by RNA polymerase II. The coding region runs from base 143 to 3145 and encodes 1000 amino acids. The transcript has 11 exons. Gene Ontology annotation, molecular function: DNA-binding transcription factor activity, RNA polymerase II-specific; RNA polymerase II cis-regulatory region sequence-specific DNA binding.